Molecule: messenger RNA, 1990 nt
Organism: Drosophila yakuba
Lineage: Eukaryota; Metazoa; Arthropoda; Insecta; Diptera; Drosophilidae
Gene: Zasp66
Product: PDZ and LIM domain protein 4
Exons: 7
Coding region: 16-1167 (383 amino acids)
Biological process (GO): muscle structure development; actin cytoskeleton organization
Cellular component (GO): Z disc; filamentous actin; adherens junction
Molecular function (GO): actin binding; muscle alpha-actinin binding
Source: RefSeq, a predicted model, not a curated record
AGUCGCUGGCCAGCAAUGACGACCAGCAGAUCAUCGGCGUCCGCGUCAUUCAGUCGACCGGCUUUCUGGAAGGUGCCCGGUUACGAGCUGCCCUCGUCCUACCGCCCACAACCGCCCUCAAAUCCUCCGCUUGUGCCGCUUGUACCGCUGCUAUCACCCUGCAGACGGCGCAGCAGCAGCGGCCUGAAGAAGCGCGUCCAUUUUGCCGAUGAACAAAAUGUGGGGGUGCAAGUGGGCAGCCCAGCGCACGGGGAACUGCUCCGUGGCGAUAUCAUCUCGAAGAUCGGCGAGUACGAUGCACGCGACCUGAGUCAUGCGGAUGCACAGCAGCUGUUCCGCGGCGCUGGCAACGAGAUCCGCCUGGUGGUGCACAGGGACAACAAAAUCGCCUACACGCAGGGUGGCACUCAGGAGGCAGGACCUGGAUCGCGUAGCAACUCCACUGUGCCACCGCUCACUCCGGAUCUUUUGCCCCACCGUGGUCCGUCGCCCUUUUUGCCGGGACCCAGCCACUUUGAAAGGGCGCUCCAGUUGCCAGUGGACACCUUGCCGCAGACCGUGUUUCCCCAGCUGAACUCAUCCGGUGGCUACGAGGUGCCUUCGGCUGUGUUCUCACCCAAGCCAACCAGGGAUCAUCAGCAGGAUGUCGAUGAGGAGCAGGCCGCCAUUGUGAAUCAGCCCUACCGUACAACUCCGCUGGUCCUGCCCGGCGCCAAAGUGAAGAAGGAUGCGCCCACGACAGAGUCCUACUUGAGGCACUACCCCAACCCGGCUGUGCGCGCCCACCCAGGACACGACUACCAUGACAGUAUCAUGAAGCAGCGUGUGGCCGACACCAUGCUGCACAAGGUUGUCGGUUCGGAAGCCGACACUGGCCGCGUCUUCCACAAGCAAUUCAACUCGCCCAUCGGCCUGUACUCCAACAACAACAUCGAGGACACCAUCAGAUCCACAGUUCCCUUCGCCACAAGCGAAAGCAAUCGCUUGAAGGACAGUCCUUUGCAUCGUCCUUUGCCAACAAAACUUAACGGAAUUUUCAUCGAUCUAUCUUUCCUGGAACAAAAACGUAUUAUUCUGGAGCAACAAAAGCAAAAAGAACAACUUGCAGAGCAACAACGUCAACAACGCCAGCAUCAACUGCAAAUACUCUAUCAACAAAACAAAUGAUCAAUGAAAUAGUAGCCAAAAAACUGAACCCACUUCUACUAGACUAUGAGCCAAAUACCCUUUCCCAAUACCCCCGCUGAAAGUCCCUCCCCUCUCCGCCUUUUCGACCCAAGCCCCCCAACAAGACUAAUCCGAAACUAAAAGACGUUUGCUGAAUUAUAUUUACGAACUGUUUGAAAGACAGCACUGAAAGUUCCUAUUCAUGAUCCCCAUUCCCAUCGCCAUCACACUAACCAUCGCCCAAUGCAACCCAUCCAUAUUAACCAUCCUAAUCCCGCCCGAUCUCAAGGCUUCGAAUCAUCCGAUGACAUAUCUCGAAUAAUCUCAAUAUAAUCUCGCAUCUGUUAUGCAGUUCUGUUCGAUUACACUUAAUAAUAAUAAUAACUAGCUCGUAAGGAAUUUGUUAAUGAGUUACCUAUUAAUCGCAAUCCGUUUGAGGAGUGUGCAGUUCCAAGACAACGAAGCACACCUAUUGCCCACCAACAACAGCAACAGCAACAACAAACUACAACUACAACAAAAACAAAAUAAUUCUAACGUAUUUUGUGCACAUCCUGUUUUCUCUUUCUAUUCUCUCACUACUCUGUCUCACGCUACUCAACCGAUGUAAAAAAAAAAAAAAAAAUCAAAAACCAACAUAUUCUUUAUAAAUCUCGAUUAACAAACAACAAUAAAACGAAUUAAAAAAAUAAAUCUUUUGAAAACUUGCGUAACACCAAACAAAAAUCCAACGGCGCUUUCAACGAUCUCAAUGCAAAUCCCCGAAUUACUGAAUCUUAAUCCGAAUCCGAAACCGAAUCCGGAAUCCAAAUCACUGACCACU